Ziziphus jujuba (common jujube) is the source of this 1834-nucleotide messenger RNA. RefSeq lists its product as uncharacterized. NCBI's taxonomy places the organism in Eukaryota, Viridiplantae, Streptophyta, Magnoliopsida, Rosales, Rhamnaceae. Gene Ontology annotation, molecular function: oxidoreductase activity. The record is from RefSeq and is a predicted model, not a curated record. The transcript has a single exon. Bases 322 to 1758 code for a protein of 478 amino acids.
UUGCUUUUUCACAAACAUUAGUAUAUUACAGAACCUUUUUUUAAAAAAAAUAAUAAUAAUAAAAAUAUCAUUUUCUAUCUGGGCCAUUUAAUUUCUUGCAUUAUCUAAAAUAAUCUUCCACAAUUUUUUUUUUCUAAAAAAAAUAAAUAAAUAAAUAAAUUUCAGGUAAGAGACACGUGUAACAUACCCAGACCAAUGAGAAAAAGAAUAUGAAAAUGCCACGUGGCAGAAAAUGGAUAAGCCAAGAAAGUGUGUUAGCACAACCCCAGAUUUUCCUUCGUCCCAAACAGAGAGUCCCAUCCCCAAAACCAAAACCUUCAAAUGACUGCCACUCUCACUCUUCCACUCCACUGCUCCUUCUCAUUCCCCAUAACCAAUAAACCAAUCCGUUUCUCAUCCUUCAAACCCUCCCAUGCUUCACUUCAAACCCCAAUUCUCAAUUCUCCCCAAUCCCAAACCCUCCCAAACACCACCGGCGUCGUCAUCAUCGGAGCCGGUCUUGCAGGUUUAGCCGCCGCGACCCGACUCGCCUCCGACAAUGUCCCUUUCCUCCUUCUCGAAGCUUCCGACGCCGUUGGCGGCCGCGUAAGGACCGACCUCGUCGAUGGCUUUCUACUCGACCGCGGCUUCCAGAUCUUCAUCACUGGUUACCCGGAAGCCAAAAAGCUUCUAGACUAUCAAAAGCUGGACCUCCAGAGAUUCUACUUCGGCGCUCUGGUUUACUUCGACGGCGAGUUUCACACCGUCGCCGAUCCUCUACGCCAUUUCUGGGACUCGCUCAGGUCCCUGACUAACCCUAUCGGAUCGGUUAUCGAUAAAUUGCUUAUCGCCUCAACGAGAAUUAGGGUUCUGAGCAGAUCCGAUGAAGAGAUUUUGGUUUCCGAUGAGGUUCCGACGAUCGAUUUGUUGAAGAGCAUCGGUUUUUCGGAGUCAAUUAUCGGCAGGUUCUUCAGGCCGUUUUUCGGAGGCAUUUUCUUUGAUCGCGAGCUCGAAACGACUUCCAGAUUGUUCGAUUUCAUCUUCAAGUGUCUCGCUCUCGGAGAUAAUACUCUUCCGGCAAACGGCAUUGCUGCGAUCCCCGAACAACUCGCCGGAAAAUUACCAACCGGUUCGAUCUUCUUCGAUUCUAAAGCCGUUUCGAUCGGCUCCGACGGGUUGGACUCGCCAGCGGUGAGAUUGCUGAGCGGAGAGAUUGUCAAGAGCGAGCUUGGAGUGAUUGUAGCUGUUGAACAACCCGAAGCCGAAAAGCUUCUACCCGGGUUAACCCAAGCGGUUCAGGAAAACCCGGCCCGUAGCACGGUUUGUUUGUAUUUUUCAGCGGAUCGGGCACAAAUUCCGGUCAAAGACCCGGUUCUGUUGCUAAACGGGUCGGGCAAGGGCAUUGUGAAUAACAUGUUCUUUGCUACGAAUGUGGCACCCACUUAUGGCCCACCUGGAAAGGCUUUAGUCUCGGUGUCGCUUAUUGGGAGUUUUGAUGGCCAGUCGGGUGAUGAUCUGACGGCUGAGGUUGUUCGGGAACUCUCCGAUUGGUUUAAAGGAUCUGAUGUAGGGUCAUGGAGACAUUUGAGGACUUACCGGGUCAAAUUUGCACAACCGAAUCAGCGCCCACCCACCAACUUGGUGAAAGACCCACGGGUCGGGUCCGGUGUGUAUCUUUGUGGGGACUAUUUGACCAUUGCCACGUUUGACGGUGCCUUGGUUUCGGGUAGAAGAGCAGCUGAGGCUUUGCUCAAAGACAGAGCCUUAGCUCGAGUUUAGUAUUCGAUGGAAUUUUGUAUGACAAAAAUUGUAAAUUUUAAUUUUAUUCUAAUUGUUAAUAUAUUUUGAAAUAGUA